GGUAGCUUUUUGAGGAAGAAGGAGAGGAGGAGAGAGAUGGAGAGGGGAGAGGAAGAAGGAAGAGGAGGAAGAAGAUACUGCGUGACAGGAGCCACAGGGUACAUCGGAUCAUGGCUCGUCGAGUCCCUUCUUGAACGAGGCUUCUUCGUCCAUGCCACUGUCAGAGAUCCUGCAAAGUCAAUGCACCUAGUGUCCCUGUGGACGGGGAGUGAACGGCUGAGAUUGUUCAGGGCAGAUUUGGAAGAUGAAGGAAGCUUUGAUGAGGCACUCCAAGGCUGUGAUGGCGUCUUCCAUGUUGCUGCUUCAAUGCAAUUCCAUGUCCCUCCUCAUCACCAUCACAAUAUUGAAGCCUAUGUUGAAGCAAACAUACUUGACCCUGCGAUCAAAGGAAUCAUCAACGUUCUAAAAUCCUGCUUGAAAUCCAAAUCUGUGAAACGAGUCGUUUUUACAUCUUCCAUAAGCACCAUCACUGCCAAAGACAGCAAUGGCACGUACAAGCCCAUUGUUGAUGAGUCUUGUCAGAUUCAAGCUGACCAAGUAUGGAACACAAAAGCCACUGGAUGGGUUUACGCACUUUCAAAGCUUUUAGCAGAAGAAGCAGCAUUUAAAUUUGCACAAGAGAAUGGCAUUGAUCUUGUAUCAGUCAUAACUACAACUGUUGCAGGCCCAUUUUUUACUGCUUCUGUACCAUCAAGUAUUAAAGUCCUUCUAUCACCAAUAACAGGUGAAAGUGAGUUCUUCAAGAUAUUAUCAGCCGUAAAUUCGAGAAUGGGGUCAUUAGGUGUAGUUCACAUCGAAGAUAUAUGCAGUGCCCACAUAUUCCUAAUGGAGCAUGCCAGAGCAGAGGGUAGAUACAUCUGCUGCAGUGAAAGUUGUUCACUGUCCAAAUUAUAUAAUCUUCUCUUCCAAAAGCAUCCUUGCUCAAAUACUCAGAGAAUUGCUGAUAAAAGUGAUAACAAAGUUGAUCCUGAGAUAUCCUCAAAGAAGCUAAAAGAUUUGGGAUUUAGCUACAAGUAUGGACUUGAGGAUAUAAUUCAUCAGGCAAUCUUGUGCUGUCAAGAUUAUGGUUAUUUAUCUCCUGUAAGCCAGUAGAUUAUCCUCUAUCAUUUCUAGCUGUUUGUACAUAAAUAUCUUUGUAGAUUCAUUGGGUUUUGAAUGGAUGUUCAAACGCAAUAAAUGUGGUCAUAUCUUUACCCAAAACUCACUUAAUUCCUUCUUGAAUGUUUGGUAUAUGUUACUUUCCAUGCAGUUGUAAGAUUCAUAGCUAUCAUUAAAUGAUCAUGAGAAAUGGAGGGCGUAGUUCCCCGGAAAA
This is a messenger RNA of Prosopis cineraria, 1312 nucleotides long. RefSeq names its product putative anthocyanidin reductase. NCBI's taxonomy places the organism in Eukaryota, Viridiplantae, Streptophyta, Magnoliopsida, Fabales, Fabaceae. Gene Ontology annotation, molecular function: oxidoreductase activity, acting on the CH-OH group of donors, NAD or NADP as acceptor. Bases 37 to 1092 code for a protein of 351 amino acids. The record is from RefSeq and is a predicted model, not a curated record. The transcript is spliced from 6 exons.